AUGAUCACCAAGAAACACGAGGUUAAGACCUCUGCUCUUUCCUUUUCAUAUUUCUACAGUCUCGCCUCGGACUCCAACACUAACAAUUGCAGAAAUGAUUUCAGAGCACAAUCAACUACCUCCACUGGCACAAAACAUGUCAAAAAAGAUUACGUAUUCUCUACUACUUCUGCUCCUCUAGCUUUCCCUCACAAUAUCUUGAUUAAACCUUCUCCCAAUUCUCCUUGCUUGAAUUCCUCUUUCCAUGUACUCAACAAUGUGAAUAAGAAGUGGUUCAUUAAUUUGUCUUCCGUUGACAUUCCUCACGAAGUACAGUGUCUUUUACAAUUGGGAGAAAAAUUCAGCUUACCAGCACCUAGAUCUUCUCCCCGUUUAAUUUUUGAUUUUAUUAAAUAUAUUGAGUGCAGCAUGUCGAGGCUUGAUUGUGACAUUUCUCAACAGAUAAGAAAUCACACUGCUCAGUGUUUAGAGAAUCAUUUAAAAAAUAAAUCGAAAUCUUUACCUCGAAUUGAUGAGUCAUUUUUGAGAUUGAAUAACACAUGUAAAACUUUCUUGGCUGAUCAUCCAGACAUAAUUAUAACACGAGCUGAUAAAGGCAAUGCCAGCGUGGCGCUUGACAAGAACGUAUAUGUCACGAAAAUGAAUGAAUUACUUGAUGAUACUGACACUUAUAUUGUUAUUAACAAGGAUCCUAUGUCAAAAAUAUGUAGAGAGCUCAAUGAUAUUCUGAAACGGUGGCAACGAAAUAAUUACAUAUCAGCUGUAACAAAACGUUCUCUUUACACCAGUGACGGGGUGCUACCUAGAGCUUAUGGGUUACCAAAGAUCCACAAAUCUGGCUUCCCCUUAAGAAUCAUAGUGUCGUCCAUAAACAGUCCUCUCCAUAGAUUCGCCUCUUUCCUACACAAUUGCCUUCAUGAAAAUCUUCCUCCUUCCAAUAGUCAUAUUGCCAAUAGUUAUGAGCUAGUAGAUAAAAUUAAUUAUUUUCACGUCGAUGACAGUCUCAAAUUAGCUUCAUUAGAUGUUGUUUCAUUGUUCACCAACGUUCCUACAGACUUGAUCAUUCACAGUGUGACAAAACGUUGGCAUCAUCUGGAGAAAAAAAUCAAGAUCCCGCUCUUGGAAUUCUCUAUCGGUCUUAAGCUGGUACUGAACUCUACUUUUUUCAAAUUCAAUGGGAAAAUAUACAAGCAAAUUUUUGGGACACCUAUGGGUUCCCCCCUCUCCCCCGUUUGUGCAGAUCUAGUCUUACAAGAUCUUGAGGAACAAGCCAUGUCACAACUACCUUUUCAUCUCCCUUUUUAUUUUCGAUAUGUGGACGACAUUGCUUUGAUUGCUCCCUCUUCCUCCUUUAAUCUUAUCAUGGAAGUCUUUAACUCCUUCCAUCAGAGGCUUAAUUUCACUAUAGAAAUUCCUGAGAAUGACCGUCUCAAUUUUUUAGAUGUCACUAUCAUUAUUGAAGACCAUCAUAUUGAGUUUGAUUGGUAUAUGAAGCCUACGUUCUCUGGGAGAUUUUUAAACUUUCUCUCUCAACAUCCGCAAGCGCAUAAAAAAGGCGUCAUAAUUGGUCUUACGGACAAAAUCUUUAAACUGUCUAACCCGCGUUUCCAUGAAAAAAAUUUUAAGCUGAUAAUUGAUCUGCUCCUGGAUAAUUGUUAUCCCAUCAAUUUCAUUUUUUCUACCAUCAUUAACAGAAUUAAAUCUCUUAUCCAUAACAAUCUUGCUCCUCCACUUCCUCCAACUUCGGACACCUCCAAAUCGUUUUUUAUCAUCCCAUACAUUAAGGGAGUCUCUGAGCACUUUAAAGAUGUAGCGAAGAACUUAAAUAAGUCUCUCGCCUAUGCUGUACCGAAUAAACUGAACUGCUUCAUCAAAACACAUAAAGACCAACUUCCAAAGGAGAAUCUUUCCAACGUGAUCUAUAGGAUCCAUUGCCGUGACUGCACGGCAUCUUACGUUGGACAGACCGGCAGACAAUUGAAGACUCGUAUGAAAGAACAUCGGUCUAACAUUAAUGGCUCUACAGAACAAUUAUCAGUUGUUUCCCUCCACAGACUGGAAGGACAUGAGUUCGAUUGGAAUGAGGUGAUUGUUCUUGAUCGUGAAUCUUCUUUCAAAAGAAGGACAAUUUCUGAAAUGAUUCACAUUAUAAGACAAGACAACAGCUUGAAUGUGCAUAAAGACACCGAAAAAUUUGAUAAGAUUUAUCUCCCGAUUAUAAAAUCAUUAAAGUCGGAGCUGCGGCCCUGA
Molecule: messenger RNA, 2250 nt
Organism: Camponotus floridanus (Florida carpenter ant)
Lineage: Eukaryota; Metazoa; Arthropoda; Insecta; Hymenoptera; Formicidae
Exons: 1
Coding region: 1-2250 (749 amino acids)
Source: RefSeq, a predicted model, not a curated record